UCUGAUUUUUUUUUCAAAGGAAUCAUCUGAGAAACGACGAUAAAGAAUUUAUUUGAAAAUGCAUACAGUGACGUCACUAUGUGUGUUUUUUCCUGCCUUUUCGGGCUGAUCUUUGCCGGUUUUUCUCAGCAGCGAUGUCAGUGGAAAAUGAAUAAACAUCUUUAAAAUUAAUUUAAAUAAUUUGUUUAACAGACAUUUUAGGAAUAUUCUUUUAUAAUAAAAGAUUUCCAUUAAUUACCAACUCCACCCCAUCCUCCUCUAUAUCAUAUUAAAAGUUCUAAACAUACAAAUAAAAUAAAAUCUCCCAGACCAUGUGUCGUCAGUAUGUGUAUUGUAAUAAAAAUCAAGCUGUGUGGUAAAUUGAGCUGAUAAUAUAGAAAAUACAUAUUGGAUACAUACAUUAUGAUGACGAAAAAAAAGGCAAUGAGAAAUCAUAGAGAGAAAUCUCUUGUGGCGAAAUGCGCGGGUCUUUGUGUCUCGUGUGGCAAAAACAACGACGAAAAAGAAAAAUAAACAGAACAAUACUAUUUCAUUGUUAUCACCCGAUGAUCCAUGCCAUAUUAUCAGCUGUAUAUUGCAAUAAUUUGCGUCGUUUGCCUUUGCGUCUCUCUUCAUUUUAUCGAACAGAGAUUGUCUAUCAACCAACUUUACUGGUGGUAACCAUUGAACCCAGUGACGUGGAAAAUUCGCAUUAUAUACAUACAUUAUCUGCAUGUGGGGGUGGAAAAUGUAAAUGAAGCUGUCUUCUGCGUAGGAGCAUUUUUCAAAUAUAGUUCGUUGCAAUAGAAGGAAGCUUUUUUGACACCCACUAUCCAUUAUCUCUUGGAUUCUUUUUUUCUCCCUCUAUUCAUCAUAUAUGGGAAAUUAUAUAGUUGAUUCAAGAAGAUGGCCUGCCCUUUUGUGCAUACCAUCGGAAAGCAACAUUCCGUAGCAGAUUCAGCUACGUGGAACUUGGAGGACGACCUCACGGACAUUCCAGAUGAUGCUCUCAGUCUUACGCAUUUAAAUGCAGCCAUUCAAUUACUCACGGCACCAUCCAAUGAGAACAUAAAUCAUGCCGUAAAGUCUGUCAUAAAAAAGUACGGAGAUCGUUGGCCGGAACUUAUUAAUUUGAAAAUCGAUACUGACUCCUUCUCCAUGUUUCCCAACUAUGACUACUUGGCAGACAUCCAGGAUACUCUCAUGGCUAUGGAUGAGUCGGCUGCAUGUGAGAUUGUAUCGCUAAUUGGGGAGGAGUUGAUUGAGACAUGCUGCGUUGGAAUAAUUGAGAGGGCUUUCAAAUGCUUAGGUGGGAAUUUGCAGGAAUUCCUGGGAUCUCUCGAUGGUGUCCACGAUGUAUUGAAGUUGCAGGAGGCAGAUAUCUCCGACACGGGAUUUGUUUGUGCUGGCGAGGGGGAGUUGAUUUUCACCUCGGAGCGACCAGUGAUUUCUUGGCUACUUCUUGGAGCUCUGCGGCAACUCGCCAGGAUUCUCUACCAAAUUGAUGAUGUGAGGAUUCACUUGGAACCAAUGGAGGGGGAUGUUAAGCGCUAUCGCUAUCUCUUCGAUGUGGGUGCUUCACUAUCAAAGCGUCAGGUUGAGAUACCAGUUCUGAAGGAGCGCAAACGAGGAUCUGUUUCUGCUGCAGCUGAGGAUUUGAAGAUGAAUGCCUCAACAUUCUGCAAGGCAUUCCCAUGGCAUUUUGUCAUGAAUAGCAAUCUUGAAUUGUUGCAGCUUGGAAAUGGUUUCAAUCGUCUCUUCAGACACUCAUUUAAUCUCUACGGACGCCAUGCAACCACGUAUUUCCGCUUCAAGAGACCACGUGGAUUGUCUUUGAAUUUCCAGGAGAUUCGCAGGCAUACUCAUACACCCUUCCUCCUGGCCAUUCGAUCACAAGUUUGUCGUCGUGAUUCCACCAUGACUGGUUUGGAGAUUAAAGGGCAGAUGGUGUAUUGCGAUGAAACCAAUACACUCCUCUUCAUUGGAUCUCCCUUCAUUGAUGGUCUCGAGGGACUUACGUGCAAUGGGCUCUUUAUCUCUGACAUCCCCUUGCACGAUGCAACACGCGAGGUAAUCCUCGUGGGUGAACAAGCACGCGCUCAAGAUGGUUUGAGACGCCGUAUGGAUAAGCUCAAGUCGUCCAUUGAAGAGGGUAAUGCUGCCGUAACGAAGGAACGAAAGAAAAAUGUGAGUCUCCUUCAGCUCAUUUUUCCCGCGGAAAUUGCCGAGUCUCUCUGGGGUGGAGCAACUGUUGAGGCUGAAACGCAUCCCGAUGUUACAAUGCUCUUCAGUGACAUUGUGGGAUUCACGAGCAUCUGCUCCAGGGCAACGCCAAUCAUGGUCAUCAACAUGCUAGAGAGUCUCUACAGGGACUUUGAUGAGUUCUGUGGAUUCUUCGAUGUGUACAAGGUGGAAACUAUUGGGGAUGCUUAUUGUGUGGCUAGUGGACUCCACCGUGCCAGUAACUACGAUGCUCACAAAGUUGCAUGGAUGGCUCUGAGGAUGUUGGAGGCUUGCACCAACCACCAUACUCACGAUGGAGAGCACAUUCAGAUGAGAAUUGGGCUCCAUACUGGGACGGUUUUAGCAGGAGUUGUUGGCAGAAAAAUGCCCCGAUAUUGCCUCUUUGGGCAUCAUGUGACCAUUGCGAAUAAAUUUGAGUCCGGCAGUGUUGCUCGCAAGACCAACGUUAGUCCUACCACGAAGGAGUGGCUGGUAAAGUAUCCAGGCUUCAAGUUUGAACUCCUCGAGAGGGAUCCCUCUUGCUUACCAAAGGAUUAUCCCAAUGCUGGAAAUUCUACUUGCUACUUUCUCACCGGCUACAAACAUCAUGAAGUUGCUGAAGAUGAGCCACUGGACAACCACAUAAAAGCCGCCAUGAAGCAGAUUAAUAUUGAACUCGGAAGACCAACGGAAGCAUCCGAACCAACCGAAUAAUCACAUUAAUUCUUUAUUAUUAUAUCGUAAUGCUGUAGUAUAUUUAAUUAAUCUCUCGUAUUUAUUGUUUAGUCAUUAAUUGAAAAAAUAUACGAGAAAGUCUUUGCUGUUGUGCUAAAAAA
Molecule: messenger RNA, 3038 nt
Organism: Lutzomyia longipalpis
Lineage: Eukaryota; Metazoa; Arthropoda; Insecta; Diptera; Psychodidae
Gene: Gycalpha99B
Product: head-specific guanylate cyclase
Exons: 6
Coding region: 886-2916 (676 amino acids)
Biological process (GO): response to oxygen levels; cGMP biosynthetic process
Cellular component (GO): guanylate cyclase complex, soluble
Molecular function (GO): heme binding; guanylate cyclase activity
Source: RefSeq, a predicted model, not a curated record